UUCCGGAGGGGAGGGCGAGGAACUACGACUUCCAGUGUGCACCGGGACUCUGCGACGGAAAAUUGACUAAUCCGGAAGUGGCAUGUGUCCUCCUUCGUCUGAGAUCCGGCAGCAAUGGCCACAGGAGCAGAUCAGGUGGUUGGAUUUGGCCUGGUGAUUUUCAGUCUUGUGACCUUCACCUACUACACGAUCUGGGUGAUCAUUCUGCCCUUCAUAGACAGUGAUCACAUUAUCCAUAAAUACUUCCUGCCCAGGGAGUAUGCCAUUAUCAUUCCCCUAGCAGCUGGCCUAUUCCUGUUGCUGUUUGUGGGGCUGUUCAUCACUUACGUGAUGUUAAAGAAUCGGAAGCCAGCCAAGAAGACAAAUUGAAGGAGGCACAGCCAGACGUGGGGAGGAAUCUGGAGUCACAUCUUGGACCCCGUGCGCUGCCUCAUAGCCGGGCUUGGAGGAGGCGUGGGGGCAGGGGUUCAAGAGGAUCCUCUGUCCCUGUUCUCACCCCCUUUCAGACCAGGGUGCCUGGGGCAGGGUGCAGUGCUGCUCGCAGGACAAAGCUGAGGAGUUUUAGCAUCCCAGAUGCCCCCUGAACAGUAGACAUUUUGGUCCUGUGGGACUGGCGUGAAUUGAAUUCUGUGACUGACUGCCUCCUUCUCCUGGGAUCCAGCUCGUAUGGGAGGAGCAAGAGGAGGCAUUCCAGCUCUUCUUCCUUGGCUCCUCUCCCAGUUUUAUGGGCGAAAGAGACACCAACCUUCUUCCCUUUCUCCUAUUCCUCCAAGCUCUGCAAAUGAGCUUUUGUUCACAUUCCUAUAGACCCCUUCCCUUCUCUACCUCUUGCUUGGUGGAAAAUCAGUUUUUCAGAGGCUGACACAAUCUUGGGCUCAUCCCAGAGUACAGGCUCUACUAGACCAAUCCCUGCCCUAAAUUCAUUUUCCUGGGAACAAAACCAGCCCAGUGAAGGGGCCAAACAGGGAGAUGUUCAAUUCAGGCUGUGACAAUUAUAGAAACUUUGUGGACCAAACUACUGACUGGCACUACUGGGAAUAAAGGCCUGACAGAUAUUGUUUGUCCAAUGUGCUGUUAUACCCUGUAUCAUCUGACCUCGUGGUUCCUGCACCCUACUGUAGCCCCUGUGCUGCUGAGCUUCCAGUUUCAUCUCUGUGUUUCAAUAAAUAUUUAAUACAACUGUCUCAGUCA
This is a messenger RNA of Antechinus flavipes (yellow-footed antechinus), 1191 nucleotides long. RefSeq names its product dolichyl-phosphate mannosyltransferase subunit 2, regulatory (gene DPM2). Lineage: Eukaryota; Metazoa; Chordata; Mammalia; Dasyuromorphia; Dasyuridae. Bases 115 to 369 code for a protein of 84 amino acids. The record is from RefSeq and is a predicted model, not a curated record. Gene Ontology annotation, molecular function: enzyme regulator activity. The transcript is spliced from 4 exons. Gene Ontology annotation, cellular component: dolichol-phosphate-mannose synthase complex; endoplasmic reticulum membrane. Gene Ontology annotation, biological process: GPI anchor biosynthetic process.